Molecule: messenger RNA, 2503 nt
Organism: Setaria italica (foxtail millet)
Lineage: Eukaryota; Viridiplantae; Streptophyta; Magnoliopsida; Poales; Poaceae
Product: auxin response factor 2-like
Biological process (GO): response to hormone; regulation of DNA-templated transcription
Cellular component (GO): nucleus
Molecular function (GO): DNA binding
Source: RefSeq, a predicted model, not a curated record
GCUGGGCUAGGGGAGGCAGAGCCUCAGAGGAGUCAGCCCGGCCAAAGAAGCGUCAAACAAAACCACCACGGCUUUAUCCGUCCGCCACCAGCGGCAGCGGCAGCGGCAAUAUUUCAAAGGCCGUAGGCCUGGCUCUCGUUUGCGCCCUACCCGGCUACUCCCCACCACUUCCCUUCCCUCUCCAGUCUCUCCUCCCUACUACCCACCCAGCCAGCCACCCCAGCCAUUCAUGGCCAUGACCUCCUCCACCUCCGCCUCCACUCCCCACCCACUCCUCUCCCCGCGCCAUUAAACCCCGACUCGCUUCCUCGGUUAUCUCCAUCCGCCGCCGCAUCGGCGAGCUUUUGCUGCUUGCUCGUUCCAUGGAGCCGAGCGGCGCUGCUAGCUGCGGCCGGCCGGCCGGCGAGCGGGCGGCCAUGGCGGGCAUCGACCUCAACACUGUCGAGGAGGAGGACGAGGAGGCGGAGACGCCGCUGGGUUUGAGGGAGGGGGGCACGGUGUGCCUGGACCUGUGGCACGCGUGCGCGGGCCCCGUCGCGCCGCUGCCGCGGAAGGGCAGCGCCGUCGUGUACCUGCCGCAGGGCCACCUCGAGCACAUCGGCGGCGACGCAGCGCCUGCUGCGGUGCCUCCCCACGUGUUCUGCCGCGUCGUCGACGUCAACCUCCACGCGGACGACGCGACGGACGAGGUGUGCGCGCGGGUGUCGCUGCUGCCCGAGGACGAGGAGGCGGAGAGGCGUGCGCGUGCGCGGGCGCGGGAGGACGAGGACGCGGCUCGCUACGGCGAGGGCGGGGGCGCCAUGAGGCCGCUCGCGCGGACGCCGCACAUGUUCUGCAAGACGCUCACUGCAUCCGACACCAGCACGCACGGCGGCUUCUCCGUGCCGCGCCGCGCCGCCGAGGACUGCUUCCCGCCGCUGGAUUACAGUCUGCAGAGGCCAUCUCAGGAGCUCGUGGCCAAGGAUCUGCACGGCACGGAGUGGAAGUUCCGUCAUAUCUAUCGAGGCCAACCACGAAGGCAUCUCUUAACCACUGGAUGGAGUGCAUUUGUUAAUAAGAAGAAGCUGGUCUCUGGAGAUGCAGUUCUGUUCCUUCGCGGUGAAGAUGGAGUGCUUCGAUUAGGAGUGCGUCGAGCAGCACAGCUGAAAAACGUAAAUCUUAUUCCUGCACCGCAUAACCAGUGCUCCAAUCAUAGGAAUCUGGGAAAUGUUACAGAAGCUGUGGCCACGAGGACUGUUUUUCACAUCUACUACAAUCCCAGGUUAAGCCAAUCUGAAUUCAUUAUACCCUAUUGGAAGUUCAUGAGAAGCUUCAAUCAACCAUUUUCUGUUGGAAUGAGAUGCAGAAUGAGAUAUGAAAGUGACGAUGCUUCUGAGAGAAGGUGCACUGGGAUAAUAAUUGGAAGCAGAGAGGCCGAACCUAUGUGGCAUGGUUCAAAAUGGAAAUCCUUGGUGGUCAGAUGGGAUGAUGAUAUAGAGUGCCGUCGGUCCCAAUAUGGUUCUCCUUGGGACAUUGAGCUUACAGGAUCAGUUUCAGGAUCUCAAGCUCAUCUGGCGCCUCCCAAUUCAAAACGUCUGAAACCAUGCCUACCCCAAGUUAAUCCGGAGAUCGUGCUUCCAUAUGGAAGUGUUUCUUCAGAUUUUGCGGGAUCUGCCAGAUUCCACAAGGUCUUGCAAGGUCAAGAAUUUUUGGGUUUCAAAACCCAUGAUGUUACUGCUAUUUCAGCUUCGCACGCAACUGAAGCAAGAAAUUUGCAGGACAGUGAUGAGCGUAGUAGCUAUAUCAACAUGAGUAACAAUAUCUUCGGGGUUCCAAGAUUUGGUGUUAGAUCUCCAGCUGGAAUUCCUAGGUUUCCCUACCAUUGCUCAGGCUUUGGAGAAUCACAAAGAUUCCAAAAGGUCUUGCAAGGUCAAGAAGUGUUUCGUCCUUUCCGUGGAGGAGCUUUGGCUGAUGUCCAUAUAAGGACUGUUGGCAUGUAUCAACCUGACGGUACCCAUGCAUCUAGUGCAGCUUAUAAAUGGCCUACACCGCAAGGGUGUGAUAUUCGACAUCCAACCAAACCAGUUCUGUUGCAAGCAUCCUCCCCAUCAUCUGUGCUGAUGUUUCCACAAACUAGUUCUAAGAUACCUCACUUGGAAUAUGAGUACAGCUGCCUGGAUGAGGAUGAGGAUGGUAGACGUGAUAGGGCUGUCCCUACUCAAGACAUGGGAAGAAGCAACCAAGCACUAUCUCUUUGGCCUCAUCUUGUUUCAGGCGAAGCCAUAGAUGAAUGUACUGUAACUGAGAAGAUGCACUCCCCUGUCAGUGGUGCCGAGCACGAAUCGAACAAUGAGAGCACUGUUGAAAAUGGCUGCAAAAUCUUUGGUAUCUCAUUGGCUGAGCAGGUUCGAUCAUGCGAUGAAGCAGACUCUUGCAAUGCAAAUUGUAAUUCUCGGCUCCAGCCUUCACAGUCACAAAUGCAAUCACUAGGCACCUGUUGGGCCACUGUAAGUGCUUCGUAACC